This is a messenger RNA of Acanthopagrus latus (yellowfin seabream), 3475 nucleotides long. RefSeq names its product galanin receptor 2b (gene galr2b). The record is from RefSeq and is a predicted model, not a curated record. Gene Ontology annotation, molecular function: G protein-coupled receptor activity. Gene Ontology annotation, biological process: G protein-coupled receptor signaling pathway. The coding region runs from base 481 to 1617 and encodes 378 amino acids. The transcript has 3 exons. NCBI's taxonomy places the organism in Eukaryota, Metazoa, Chordata, Actinopteri, Spariformes, Sparidae. Gene Ontology annotation, cellular component: membrane.
UGUUAAAGAUUAAUACAAACGCAAAGGUCACCGCCUCAUUUGAAGAGCAGACUCAUUUGCGUGCAUGCGGCGACUCUUUAGAGGAGAAAUCAAUGUUGCUCAAAGGUAAUUUGUCAGGGAACCUCCUUAUUAUGCGCUGAUUGUGAAUAGAUUGCUGGCCGCUGCAGCCUCCCAUCCAUACCUUCGCUCUGCAAUCCUUUUCUGCAGUGAAGUGUGAACAUUAAAGUGAAUGUGGAGGAGGAGUCCUCACAUAGAGGGUGGAGGGGGGGGAGAGAGGGGAUGGAGGAGGCGGGAGGCGGAGAAAGAGUAAGAUAGCAGCAACAGAGGCAGAUAGUGAUGUGCUGUGGGAGAGCAGAAGCUUCAGUGUGCAGAGGAUGAGCGUCUCAGCAGAGCAGGUCUGCCGGCAGCGUUGUUCUUAAACAGAGCAGAGCGCUUCGAGCUUCUGGAUACCAGCCACCCGUCAUCAGCCCGACCUCCAGAAUGUCUGACUUUGAGGAUUUCAGCAAGCUGGGAGGACAGGCCAACGUGUCCGAGAGCUACCAGCUGAACCCCACCAGCGUGAUCGUGUCGGUGGUGUUCUCCCUCAUCUUCCUGCUGGGAACCAUCGGCAACAGCCUGGUGCUCGCCGUGCUCCUGCGCAGCGGGCAGGUCGGAUACAACACCACCAAUCUGUUCAUACUCAACCUGAGCGUGGCCGACUUCUUCUUCAUCAUCUUCUGCGUCCCGUUCCAAGCCACCAUCUACUCCCUGGAGGGCUGGGUGUUCGGCUCCUUCAUGUGCAAGGUGGUGCACUUCUUCAUCAACCUCACCAUGUACGCCAGCAGCUUCACGCUGGCCGCCGUCUCCGUCGACAGGUAUCUGGCCAUCCGUUACCCGCUGCGCUCCAGAGAGCUCCGGACCCCGUGUAACGCGGUGGUUGCCAUGGUGGUCAUCUGGGGUCUUUCCCUGGUCUUCGCGGGUCCUUACCUCAGCUACUACGACCUGAUCGACUACGCCAACAGUACCGUGUGUAUCCCCGGCUGGGAGGAGCAGGACCGGAAGGUGCUGGACACGUGCACCUUCAUGUUUGGGUACGUCAUCCCCGUGCUGAUCGUGAGUCUCUCGUACACUCGGACCAUCAAGUACCUGUGGACGGCGGUCGACCCUCUGGACGGCAUGUCAGAAUCCAAGAGGGCCAAGCGCAAAGUCACCAAAAUGAUCAUCAUCGUCACCGUGCUGUUCUGCAUAUGCUGGCUGCCGUACCACGUGGUGAUCUUGUGCUACCUGUACGGAGACUUCCCUUUCAAUCAGACCACGUACGCCUUCAGGCUCCUCUCUCACUGCAUGGCCUACGCCAACUCCUGCGUCAACCCCAUCGUGUACGCUCUGGUGUCCAAGCACUUUCGCAAAGGCUUCAAGAAGGUGUUCAGCUGCAUCCUCAGUAAAAAAGGCAGAAAUAAGGUUCAUGUGGUUCAUGUGGCCAACACCGUGCCAGGGUUCGAAGCUGGCUCCACGGAGGUGUCGCAGAUGAAUGAGGAGCACGUGCGGCAGAAUGAAUGUGAAAUGAUUAACAGGCCGAUGCCCGAGCCAAGAGAAGCCACGGUGACACUGAAUUUGCCCUUUCAGCGGCAGACUUGACAAGUGAUUCAGCUCUGCUGAGUACAGAUUGCCUUAUGUGUAAGACACUGCAGCAAUUAUUACAAAAAAUGUGCAAGCUUCUCAUCAUGAUUCACACUUUUGGUGGCAAAGGAUCAGGGCACAGAAAUGUGUUUUAACAUGGCGGCUGUGGCUCAGGACCGAGAGUGGGUCGUCCACCAACAUGUCCGCUAAUCGGAAGGUCGGCGUUCGAUCCCUGGAUCCCACAGCGUCAUGUCGAGGUAUCCUGUGGCGAGAUACCAAACCCCAAAUUUCUCCUGAUAGCUGGUCCAUUGGUUUGUGAGUGUGUGUAGACGGCUGAGAAUAAAACAGGGUGCUUUGGAUAGCGAGCGCCGUAUCGCCUCUGAUGGGCAGGUCAGCCAUCACGGUAUGAAUGUAUGUAUGAGUGGGUGAAUGAGACGAGGGCUGUGAAGCUCUUUGGAAAGCCGAUAGAAUAGAAAACAGAGUGCAGUUCUGUUGACCGUUACAGAUCUGUUAGGGUUAGUCCACUAGCAAAAAUGUGUGCUUUAGCCAGAUAUUACUUUCCAGAAUUCUCCACCAUCAGACACACACUCGAUCAAAAAGGUUUGUAUUUACUAAAAGUGGAAAAGUCUCAGCAUGUCCCGUGUCCACCACUUGCCUUAACCAUGGCUCGCACUUUGGUAUUUAUUCAACUUCUCUUCAGCAUUUGAGAAUCGACACCAUCCCAGCACUUUUUUUAAGAGCAGCAGCAGAAUGUGUCUCAUCGUGUUACAGCACGGUUCAGCUUUUUCAAACGGCCCAGCUUUGGAUUGAGGGCAGUUCCAGAGCACCACUCAAUCUUUGGGUGGUGUCCCGCUCAGUAAGUCUGACGGGAAGGCGUUCACAUCUGCGAAGUGGUGCUUCUCCUCCUGUCCGUCCUGUACCAGCCAACACAACACCGCAGUAAUUCCCCGCUGCACGUAUGACUGUACGUAUGUUCUGCUACUCAAUGUUUUUUUCGGGGGUCUAUAAGCUCAAUUAUAAUCUUCAAUUUAACCUUUUGCGACUAAAUGCGACUCCUAUAUUCAGGUUGCAGUGUUUCUAACUGCCGCAGGACGUUAUAUAAUCUUUUGUAUCUUGCAUGCAGAUGCUGUUCUGUCUUGUCAAGAUAUUUUCACUGGUAUAUUUGAAUUAGAUUUUAUGACAUAAAAAAAAAUAACCACUCUCAGAAAAGCUUAUUCAGAUAUUAAAAUUUAAAAAUUUGGAUCUGGAAUCUGGUGUAGCAUACUCAGAGGAGGGCUUGUGUCUUUUUUUUGACCCCACCGGACAACCUGUCGUUUGCUUUACUUGUACUCCACGAUGAUUGUAUUCACGGCAUGUUUUUCUCUUUGGUGUAAUAUAUAUAUAUAUAUUUAAAGUUGACAUGUUUAUCAAUGAGUGCACUUAAGCAUUUAACGAAUUGUGCUUUUUUUUCCAAAUGUGUGUAUUUUGAGUAUUUAAACUUCUCAAAGCUGUGAACACCUUCGGUUUGUUUCUCCAAAUCAGAUCCUCAGAAUCUCUCUCUGUCUCGCUCUAAGCUUGUGUCCUACCUCACAGCUUUAAAACAGAAAAAAAAAAAUCUACUCGCCUCUUAGUUGUGUAAGAUGUAAUUUUCCUCUUCAAAGAAUAAUCCCCACACAGAACAUUUACCCCUCGCACUGAAAGGUUUAUGUCCGGUGUGUUUACUGUGAUUUUUUCCCUCUGCAGUGUGUACUUGAGUGUCUCUCUGUUCGUUUGGUUUCAUGACGUCACAGCCUGUAGAUUUAAAGAUUGCGUAUAUAUUUAAAAAGAUAUUUAUCAGAAGUGGUUUAGAGAAUACAAUGUACUUGAAUGACCAAAUAAAAUAUUUUCUGCUGUGAGA